GACAGCGUCACUGUUAUCGUCAGGCUGUCAAGUCUAUGUCAAAAAUGUGAAAUUAUUUUUAAGUAUUUUUAAAUAGCUAAACGAAAAGUUCUAGCAUUUAUAGUAAAAGAGGUUACUUAAGUGACGGUAUUGAUAAGCACCAAGAAUUUAAAUCGUAAAGAAAAACACGGAAAGAUGAAUGCUGAGAGAGUUAUUGGUGAUGGUGCUCAAAGGAAUGCUGGGCCAGUUCCAGUAACAUUGCCUUUGAAUCACCGAUUUGUUCAGCCUGAGAAAGCUGUCAAGUCUAUCACUGAUAUGGCGAUCUGGGAGAAAUCAGAGGCAUACAUGGAAUACACUGGUUUUAUAGCAACAUUAAAUGAAGCUAUUAAAGGAAAACCAUUGUCUGUAGAUUGCAACGUUUCUGAAAAUGUUGUUAAAAUAAUGAAUAUGCUUGAAAAAAUUUAUAAGUUAAUUGAUGAGUUUCCUCCCAUUGAACAACCACAAAGGUUUGGAAACACAGCAUUUAGAGAUUGGUUAGCUGAAGUGAAAAACAACAGUACAUUAAUUUUACAAGAAACAUUGGAUCCUAAGCUUCAUCUAGCCAUACCUGAAGUAAAAGUGUAUUUAGAGGAAAGUUUUGGGAAUGCUACUAGAAUUGAUUAUGGCACUGGACAUGAAAUUUCUUUUGUCAUGUUUUUAUGUUGCUUAUAUAAAAUAGGAGCGUUACAAUCUGAAGAUAAUGUUGCUACUGUAUUCAUGAUAUUUAAUAAAUACAUCAAUAUAGCAAGAAAGUUGCAAAAAACAUAUACAAUGGAACCAGCAGGAAGUCAUGGUGUUUGGAGUCUAGAUGAUUAUCAAUUUAUACCAUUCAUUUGGGGAAGUUCACAGUUGGUUGACCAACCUAAAAUCUAUCCACCAGUGAAAUUUCUUGAAGAUGAGAUUAUUGACAAAUAUGCAAAUGAAUAUAUAUUUCUAUCAUGUAUAAAAUAUAUUAAAGAAGUAAAAACUGGCCCCUUUGCAGAACAUUCUAAUCAGUUGUGGAGCAUAAGUGCUGUAGGUUCAUGGCUAAAAAUCAAUCAAGGUCUUAUUAAGAUGUAUAAAAAAGAGGUACUCAAUAAAUUUCCAGUAAUUCAACAUGUUCUUUUUGGAUCUCUUCUCCCCAUACGUAGAUUUCCUAUUACUCAUUAAUUUUUUAUCAGUGUGACAUUUCCUAAACCUAGUUUUUUUGGAAAUCAGUAUUAUAAAUAUUGUGCAAAUUGUUUUUUUAGGGGUCAUUACAAAAAAAGUAAAUGUGAUAUUUGUCUAAAAUUAUUUAACAUCUUUUUAAUAUACUAACAGAG
Molecule: messenger RNA, 1319 nt
Organism: Chilo suppressalis (striped riceborer)
Lineage: Eukaryota; Metazoa; Arthropoda; Insecta; Lepidoptera; Crambidae
Source: the annotation of a GenBank genome assembly